GGAUGGACGGCAGCGAUGGCCUCGCCUCGCGCCGCCGCCGCCGCCGACGAGAUGGCCCCAAAGAAGGACAAGGCUCCGCCGCCGUCGUCGAAGCCGGCCAAGUCCGGCGGUGGCAAGCAGAAGAAGAAGAAGUGGAGCAAGGGAAAGCAAAAGGAGAAGGUGAACAACUCGGUGCUGUUUGACCAGGCCACCUACGACAAGCUGCUCUCCGAGGUGCCCAAGUAUAAGCAGAUCACCCCAUCCGUCCUCUCGGAGCGCCUCAGGAUCAAUGGAUCCCUGGCACGAAGGGGCAUCAAGGACCUGAUGGCAAGGGGGCUCAUAAGGAUGGUCUCAGUUCAUUCCAGUCAGCAGAUUUACACUAGGGCCACAAACACAUGAGGGUCUUGGUGUCUUCUGCUAUAUUAAGUUUAUUUUGAACACUUAUCAGUGAAUGUUACCGUUGACCUUGAGAAUGUUAAAUGUUUUUUAGAUUAUGGUACUAUUUUAAGCUCAAAUAUGGAGUAUCAGCUCAAAUUGGCAGCCUAAUAUUGGUCGAAAUAUGGAGUAUCAAUGUUGUUAUAUUAUUUUGGUUGA
This is a messenger RNA of Phragmites australis (common reed), 573 nucleotides long. Its product is annotated as small ribosomal subunit protein eS25y-like. Lineage: Eukaryota; Viridiplantae; Streptophyta; Magnoliopsida; Poales; Poaceae. Bases 16 to 378 code for a protein of 120 amino acids. The transcript has 5 exons. Gene Ontology annotation, molecular function: structural constituent of ribosome. The record is from RefSeq and is a predicted model, not a curated record. Gene Ontology annotation, cellular component: cytosolic small ribosomal subunit.